Molecule: messenger RNA, 378 nt
Organism: Spathaspora passalidarum NRRL Y-27907
Lineage: Eukaryota; Fungi; Ascomycota; Pichiomycetes; Serinales; Debaryomycetaceae
Exons: 1
Coding region: 1-378 (125 amino acids)
Source: RefSeq, a predicted model, not a curated record
AUGUCAGAACAAACAACCCCAGUUCCAAGAACUAGAAGAGUUAAACAACAAUCUCCAUAUGAAGUCUACAUUAAGCCAUACGUUACACCAAAGUUAAAGAAGGAUCUUAGUUUUGGUUUGGUCGGGUUUUUGGGAAUGUGUGUGGGGAUCUUCCAUUAUGCGUAUAUAAUGAAGGAAUGGCUCAUGAAUCCAUACAUGGAGAAUACCAAGCUCGCAAUUCACUUUGCUGGUUUUUUCCUCCAUGUGUUUGUUCUGAUUUACUUCUAUUUAUUCAAAUACUAUCCAGUUGUCUACGCUGAAGAGAUUGCAGAGGAACAAGCAGAGUUGGAAGAACUUAGAAAAAAGGACGCGGAAAUAAAGUCAAGAAAGAAUCAAUAG